This is a messenger RNA of Lodderomyces jiufengensis, 2061 nucleotides long. It is a transcript of the gene YBP1, whose product is annotated as Ybp1p. Lineage: Eukaryota; Fungi; Ascomycota; Pichiomycetes; Serinales; Debaryomycetaceae. The record is from RefSeq and is a predicted model, not a curated record. Gene Ontology annotation, biological process: cellular response to oxidative stress. Gene Ontology annotation, cellular component: cytoplasm. The transcript has a single exon. The coding region runs from base 1 to 2061 and encodes 686 amino acids.
AUGACAGAUCAAACCGAAUUACCAACAGCACCAGAUGAUACUACAGAUGCAUCAAGUGAAGCAACAAUAAAUGAACCAUUACCUUUCUUUAAAUUAAUUGAAAAUUUGAAAAAUGGAGCAAAAGAUGCAAUUGAAACCAAAGAUUAUUUUUCAUAUGAUACAUUAAUUGAAAUCUAUUUAGAUGACCCAUCAAGAUUUUCAAAUGAUGAAAAAGAAGAAAUCAUGUCUACUUUACUAGAAAUUUUUAAAUCAAAUGAUACACUUGUAUAUGAGAUUGGUUGGGAUGUACCAAGUUUAAUUUUACCAUAUAUUGAAUCGGAUUAUGAUUUUACUGAAGGUAUAAGAAGUUCACCAUGUGUUUAUACAAUUUUAAAGAUAUUUGAAUUAUUAGCAACAAAAGGAAACCCCAAGGAGUUAGUUUUAAAAGGUUGUGAAAUUUUAAGUAAUUUAAAAACAAGUGUUGAAGAUGAUACGUAUGAAAAUAUUGAAGUAUCAAAUAAAGAAAAAUUUUUUGAAAUUAAAAUAUAUUGUAUUGUUGAGUUAAUUGAUUCUUCAUUAAGAAGAUUUGCAAAUUUGUAUCCAUCAAGAAUAUUAGCAAUGAUUAUAACUUCAUUCCUCAACCUUUUAAACAAUUUAGAUAAUCUGGAAUUUAUAACUCAUUCAAUUUAUGAAUUUGUAUUAAAAAGAGCUUACAGUUUUAUUAGAAAUUAUCAUAGACCAGAAAUACCUGAAAAAUCAAAAGAAGAAUAUUCACAAGAAGAACUCAAAAAAAUUAUAGAUGAUGAGAAUUAUUUAAUACGUAAAUUAUUGACUGGAUUUAUAACUAAUUUGAUUUAUAUGACAUCUUUAAAAUAUGUUGAAGGAUUUGGAUUGAGUCAUUAUUAUUUUAUAAGAAAGCAAAAUGAGAAAUUGCCAGAUUUUAAUUGGGCUAAUAAAAUAUUGGAAAGAUAUGUUGAAUUGGCUUAUCUGUUUGAUCUAUAUUUAGGUAACAUAUUCCAAGAAUUUAUAAAAGAAAAUAAUGAAUUUUUCUCAAAACUCGACACCAAAAAAGCUGAUGAUGAUGAUGAAAGUACUGAAACUUUAUUUGAGAAAUGUGUGAUUGAUUAUCAAUUAAACUUAUAUACAAACAUUGUUAAUCAAGAGAGUAAAAAACUUAUUGAUUCUAAAUUAGGUGAAUUAAUAUUGUAUACUUACAAAAUAACUGAAGCACAUGAGUUUGAUAAACCUAGAGUCACAAUGACGGACGCUAUCUAUUUAACUAUAAAAUUAGUAGUUCCACAAAUGGUUGAGCCAACUUUUAUACACAAGACAUUACAAGAUUGCUGUAUAUUUUGGAUAUGGUACGCAUUAGAACAAAACGAUGCAGAAACAGAAAAAUUGGAAAUUGCAUCAAUUCCAAAAAAUCAAUUAAUUACAUUUUAUCAAUGUUUACUAUUUAUAAUAAUAACUAUAGAUUAUCAAGUUUUCAACUAUAUGGCAUUAACAUUAUCUACAAAGUUAUUGAUUUUAACUCCUGAAGAUAUAGGUUAUCAAUUUAUAAAAGAUUCAUUAGAAAAUUGUCCUUAUGAAAAAAUACGACCAUCCUUAAUUGGUAUAUAUAAAGAGCUUUUAUUGAAAGUCAAAAAUCCCGAAGAUGAAAUUAAUGAGUUAUCAAAAAUAUCAUUGAAUAAUAAUAAUGCUCCUGAUUUACCGCCUCGUCAAGUAACAAAAUCACAAUCAAAUAGAUAUUAUAAGUUCGAUGAAGAUAGAUUAGAUGAUAUUUUAGAAUGGGUUCUUAUGGCUCAAUCUAAUGCUUUCAUAGAAGAAGCUAAAGAAAAUAGUGAAGGCAAUACUAGUAAUUUAAAGAUCGAAUCUACAAAACUAUCGACAUUAGCAUCAGUAUUAAAUUUAUUAGUCGCAAUAAAAAAAGAUCCAAUUUGUGUUGCAAACAAGGAUAAGAUAAACAAGAUUUUAAAGUCAGUUGAAAAAAACACCAAGAUAAUUAAUGAAACAUCAUCAAACCAAUAUGAAAAAAAUGCAGCUGGAAUGAUUGAUUUAACAAUAGAUAGAAUUAAGGAAUAA